AUAGAAGAAGAUCUUAACAGCUGGACUCUGCCCUCUUGGCUUUCCCCUGCCUCUAUAAGAAAAUCCAACGAAAUUUCAUAACCAGAGACGCGUCUCUCUUUUUCUUUGCACCCUUUAUUACCUCCCUCUCUUUGUCCUUCCUCCUUCGUCGUCCUUACCCACCACCAAAGUUUUGUUCGUUUGUUUCUCUCCCGGUUUCGCGAAAUUGGGGUUCCGUUUUGAUUCCUCAGAGAACAGAGAAAUGGCGGAAGGGGUGAUUGAGCACAGAUCCUAUGCGCGGGUCGGCCUAUUGGGUAAUCCGAGUGACGUCUAUUUCGGGAGGACCAUCUCUUUCAGCCUUUCCAAUUUCUGGGCCACCGUCGUUCUUCGGCCUUCCGACGAACUCGUCAUCACUCCCCACCCCAAGCAUGAUCUCGUCAAUUUCUCCUCCCUUGAUCACCUGGUGAAUCGGCUGCAGAGUGAAGGUUAUUAUGGAGGAGUCAGGUUGCUAAUGGCGAUCUGUAAAGUUUUCUACAAUUACUGCAGGGAGCAUAAGAUCUCCCUUCAUCAGCGCAAGUUUGCUCUUUCUUAUGACACCAACAUUCCUCGGCAGGCAGGACUAUCUGGAUCAAGUGCUAUAGUAUCUGCAGCACUGAACUGCCUGCUGGACUUCUACAAAGUCAGGGACCAGAUCAAGGUUGAAAUCAGGCCGAAUCUCGUGUUAAGCGCUGAGAAAGAGCUGGGGAUCGUUGCUGGCCUUCAAGAUCGAGUGGCCCAGAUCUAUGGCGGCCUCGUUUACAUGGAAUUUUCACAGGAGCACAUGGAUAAGUUGGGACAUGGGAUCUAUACCCCCAUGGAUAUUAACCUCCUCCCACCUCUUCACCUUGUAUAUGCCGAGAACCCGAGUGAUUCUGGGAAGGUGCAUAGCACGGUUAAGCAAAGGUGGCUUGAUGGAGACAAGUUCAUAAUAACAACAAUGGCCGAAGUUGCAGAUCUUGCAUUGCAUGGAAAAACUGCUAUCCUGGAGAAGAACUACUCGAAACUUGCAGAGCUCAUGAAUCGUAACUUCGAUCUUCGAAGGAGCAUGUUUGGCGAUGAUGUGAUUGGUGCUUUAAACAUAAAAAUGGUGGAAGCAGCGCGGAAGGUGGGAGCCGCCUCCAAAUUUACAGGCAGCGGAGGUGCUGUGAUUGUGUUUUGCCCAAACGGCCAAUCGCAGGUUAAGCUCCUGGAGGAAGAAUGUCAAAAAGCUGGAUUCAUAGUUGAGCCUGUGAAAAUUGCUCAGUCCAAUCUUUCACGAGGGUGAUCGCAAGAUUGCUUCAUGAAUUAGCAGAAAUCUCAGAGCAGCAGCUAAAGGAAGCUUUGUAGUUAGUUCUCUCUGGAUAUGAUAAUCCAUCUGUUUGUUCCAAAUUAUAGCUUUAUCAUUCGAGAUUAAGUAGAAAAGUUGUUGCUGUGGAUGCACACAUGAUAUGCAAUUGCAAGCCCCACUAGCACCAAAAUUCUUUUGUCAAGACAUUAAGAAAGAAGAGAGCCUCCUUUUUCUGCCAAUUGCCCCAUUGUAAAGCAGACUACUUCUUUUAUAAAUAAAGCACACUACACUUU
This is a messenger RNA of Linum trigynum, 1578 nucleotides long. The record is from the annotation of a GenBank genome assembly. NCBI's taxonomy places the organism in Eukaryota, Viridiplantae, Streptophyta, Magnoliopsida, Malpighiales, Linaceae.